Molecule: messenger RNA, 6956 nt
Organism: Physella acuta
Lineage: Eukaryota; Metazoa; Mollusca; Gastropoda; Physidae
Product: disheveled-associated activator of morphogenesis 2
Biological process (GO): positive regulation of actin filament polymerization; actin cytoskeleton organization
Molecular function (GO): small GTPase binding; actin binding
Source: RefSeq, a predicted model, not a curated record
GCUUAGCACAUGAGGACGAGUCGCAGCAGACGAGGGGUUUUCCUUGGUAAAGCGCUGUAACGAAUGAGAGUUACCAUCAAUGUCCAAUGAGCGUUGCUGGAUAGUAAAACGCUAAUCUGUAACAGUAAAUGUAGGAAAACACCUGGAUAUGUUUUUGUGAAUAUUACCUGCCCCUAGUGAACAAUGCCAGCCCGCCAAGGCCUAUGCUGGUGUCUUGGGGGGAGUCCCCGGCCCCCAGAGAUCAAACAUGGCCUGGCUAUCGCCGCCCCUGUACAGUCCAUUACGCUCGAUAUCCCAAUGCCAACAGAUGAGCACGAGCUGAACACCAAGUUUGAGGAGCUAGUUGCUGAACUGGGGCUAGACAAAGCUCACCGAGAUGCCCUCUACAGCUUGCCCGCGGAGAAGAAGUGGCAGAUAUACUGCAGCAAAAAGAUGGAUGUUGGUACCAGUAAACAGAAUGGAGUGGACUACUACAUAGAAAAAAUGUUUAACAUAAAUUCUAAUCAUGGAGAACUUCCUGAAGAUGGAAUAAAUUCAUCCAUGAAUAUUGUGGAAAAUCUAAAGACAGCUUUAAGAACACAGACGUUAAGCUUUGUCGUGUCUUUUAUUGAAAAGGGAGGCCUUCAAUGCCUCUUGGAUUUUCUCUCUAAAAUGGAGUAUGAAACCUCUGAAGGUCCACUACACACUUCUGUCAUAGGCUGCAUCAAAGCCCUCAUGAAUAAUUCUCAAGGACGAGCACACGUGCUGGCACAUCCCGACUGCAUGAACAUAAUAGCCCAGAGCCUAGCAGUCGAAAAUGUGAAAACCAAAAUUGCAGCCCUUGAAAUUCUCGGUGCCAUAUGCCUUGUACCAGGUGGGCACCGCAAAGUUUUGAAUGCCAUGCUACAUUUCCAGAAAUAUGCGGGGGAGAGAACUCGUUUUCAGCUCCUCAUCUAUGACCUUGACAGAAGUACUGGUAAAUACAAAGAGGAGGUGGCCUUAAAAACAGCUGUUAUGUCAUUCAUUAAUGCUGCUCUAAAGUAUGGAGCUGGGCAGGAUCAUCUUGAAUUUCGAUUACAUCUUCGCUAUGAAUUCCUCAUGUUAGGAAUUGUGCCGAUUAUUAAAAAAAUGCGAGCUCAUGGAAAUACAACUCUUGACAGACAUUUAGAUUUUUUUGAAAUGGUUCGCAAUGAAGAUGAAAAAGAAUUUGCCAAAAGAUUUGAUGGUGUUCACAUAGACUCAAAGAGUGCCACCGCCAUGUUUGAUGUCUUAAGAAAAAAGUUACAUCUCUCUACGGCAUAUCCCAAUUUGCUCUCCAUUUUACAUCACAUGCUCCUUAUUCCAUAUGGCAAGAAUGACGUGUUACAUGUCUGGCCACUUGUGGAUAAAAUUGUCCAACAGAUUGUCCUGCAGCUCAAAAAGGGAGAAGACCCUGACGGUGCUCCUCUAGAGGAGAUCAACAUCAAACAGCUUAUAAGACAACUUGCAAGUGAAACAGACAUCAAAAGUUUCCAAACGAAACUAAGAGAAGCAGAAAAAGCCAGUGAUGAACUGGCUGCUAAACUUGCCAAGAAGGAAAGAGAAUGUGAAGUCAGAUUGGAAGAAAAAGAUGAGCUGAUGUCAACAAUGAACAUGAUGAAGGCCAAGCUAGAGAAGGAAGUUGCUGCCCAUGCUGAAACACGACAACAGUUACAGGACCUGCUCUCCAGAGUUGAGGAAAUUAGAUCACAGCUGGACACGGAAAGGGGGGAGAAGCAAAAGCUGCAGCACCUAGUACAGACAGGCAGCCUACCUGAUGACGCCAAAAUGGGCCUCACCACAGCUGCUUCAUCCAUCAUUUCAAGCCUAGAAUCUAAGAAAAGAGAUAUUCCCUUAUACCCUCCACCCCCACCACCUCCUAACAUGCCUGCUCCCCCUCCGCCACCCCCUGCCCCUGGAGCACCCAUGCCAUCAACUUUUGGCAUGAAUGGAUGUGUAAGCUCGAGUUUAGCUGCAAAGUUCAAAGGUAAUCCCAAACCCAGUGUACCAAUGAAAUCCUUUAACUGGACUAAAAUUGCUGAGAAUCAAGUCUCAGGAACCAUUUGGAAUGAUUUAAACCACUCAAAGGUAUACUCCAUCCUUGACCUUGAGGAUUUUCAAAGAACUUUCUCAGCCUACCAGAAGCCAGUGACAGAGGACGGGGAAGAUGAUUACAAAAACACAAAAUCCAAGACGCAAGUGCUGACUGUGAUUGAUGGUAGGAGAAGUCAAAACUGUACCAUCCUUUUGUCCAAGUUAAAACUGACCAACGAGGAGCUGGCCAAGGCUAUCAUGAAUGUGGAUGAGGGAGAGGAUUUGCCUAAAGACAUGGUGGAGCAGUUAUUAAAGUUUGUUCCUACGGCUGAAGAAAUACAGUUGCUGUCUGAAUAUGCUCAUGAAAUUGAAAACAUGGCACGGGCAGACAGAUUUUUGUUUGAGAUGAGCAAAAUUCUUCAUUACGAGGAGAGAUUAAAAGCACUGUACUUUAAGAAAAAAUUUCAAGAGAGGAAAGUGGAUUGUAAACAAAAAAUUGAUGCUGUGUUUGAAGCCAGUAAAGAGGUGUUUAGGAGCAGGAAACUAAAGAAAGUGCUAGAACUAGUCCUAGCUAUGGGUAACUUCAUGAACAAGGGACAAAGAGGCUCUGCAUUGGGCUUUAAGGUCUCAAGUUUAAGCAAAAUGAUUGAUACAAAGGCAUCGACCAACAAAAAUAUGACUCUCUUACAUUACCUUGUGGAACUUGCAGAUAAAAAGUUUCCAGACUUGAUGAAGCUUGAUGAAGAACUACCUCAUGUUCAUGAUGCAGCUAAGGUCAAUUUCACAGAUCUUGAAAAGGAAAUAACUAAUUUACGGAAGGGCUUACAGAGCAUUGAAAAGGAAGUUGAGUUCUUUGAGAAAAAGUUAAACAUUACUAGCCAGGACAAAUUUGUGAGUGUAAUGAAAGAUUUCUGUACAGUUGCUGCCUACAAUUUUACUUCUGUGGAAGAUUCAUAUAAUGAAAUGAAGCAAAAGUAUGAAACUAUAUUAAAAGCUUUCUGUGAAGACCCAAAACAAGUCCAGCCUGAAGAUUUCUUUGGGACGAUUGAUUCUUUUGUGACUGGAAUGAUAGAUACCAGGCAUGAAAAUGAGAAAUUCAAGAAGCAAAAGGACGAGGAAGAUAAAAGAAAACAACUAGAAGAGCAGCUUAAAAAAGAAAGAGAAAAACGAAUCAUGCUGAGAAGAGGUAGCAAUUUGACAGACAAGAAAGGGUCAGCAAAUACAGCCACUGAAAAUGGGGAUAAAGGUGAAUUUGAUGAUUUGAUAUCAGCCUUGAGAACAGGAGAUGUAUUUGGUGAGGACAUGGCCAAGCUAGCCAAGCGCAACCGCAAACGUGUGACCAAUGCUAGUGACUUUUCCAGAGAACGACAAGGAAGUGUUACAACUUCAUAAAUGUUUAUACAAAAAUACAAUUGUAUGUAAUUUUAUUUCAGUAGCAGGUGCAUAUGCCUUACAAAAGUAUAAAAGUCAUUUUUUUUUUACAGUUGCCAUGGUAGGUCUUGUGUGUCACAUUCCAAUACUGGUAUAGCACAAUUCUUUCCAUCCUAUGCAGACAAAUCAUUUAAGCUUUUAAAAAUACUAACACUUUUUUAACUCAUCAAAAACACUAUCAAUUCACUAGUAGAGAUAUUUUCUCAAAAAUUUGAGUCCUGGAUCAAGUACUUGCUACGUCCCUGAGUUCACCCAGCUCUGUUGGGUAGGCUACCUGAAUCAGGUUAGGAAAAGUAAAAGUGGCUAGACAAUGGUCUGACCAGACUAUCCCUUCAUAUGCCAAGGUCACUGAAACAUGUGAAAUCUACUUCACUUCAUGUUUCUAAUUAAGUUUCUAAAGUGUACUUUUACUAGAAAUAUUGGGAAAUAUGGUCUUCAGUACUUUGUAAUUCACUAAUUUAACCUUUCAACUAGAAGGCAUGUGAGUUUACAAUAGUGGGUAAAUGAACUAUUAAGUUUAAUUUUCCUUUAUUUAUGGAUGAAUUUCAUGAAAGAAUGGAAAACAUUUCUUACUGAAAGUUUGCUGUUCAUAACUGAUAUGUGGAUAAAAUAAUUUAUUGUGCAAUAUUUAUCUUUAUUAUAUUGCAUUUACUUUUUUUUCUGUAUAUUAUUGUGAAUACUAGUAUUUAAACUAUUAGUUUAAGUUUCAAGUACCUUUAUAUAAACUCCUACAAUCUGUUUGCUGUAUAUAAUCCACAAUUUAAAAAAAAGAAAAUCACUUUUAAUUCACUGUAUAAAGAACAAUGACAUACCACAAUGUAAAUUAUUUCAUAUGUGAUCUUCAUGUCAUCCUUUUACAAAUAUAAUUACAAAUUAAAUAUUUUGCUAUGAUUAAAUAGUGAGUUACAGAUCAAAUUUAUUUUCGUUUUAGUCAAUAUUUCAUAGUUACCAAGAUCAAAUUUAUGUUAGUUGUAGUUAAUAUUUUAUAGUUACCAAGAUAAAAUUUAUAUUAGUUGUAGUUAAUAUUUUAUAGUUACCAAGAUCAAAUUUAUAUUUGUUUUAGUCAUAUUUAAUUGUUAUAAAGAUCAAAUUCAUGUUUAGUCUAUAUUUUAUAGUUAACAAGAUCAAUCAUAUGUUAAUUUUAGUAUAUACUUUAUAGUUACAACUGCCUAAAAAAAUAUUUUUUUCAAAAGAACAACUGGCAGCUUUUGAUUUUAUUUAACUAUUAAACUUAUUAUUUUAAUUGAAUAGGUCAGUUAUAAUUUUCAGUCUACUUCAUGGGGCAUAGUUCACAUUACAGUUUUGUUCAGUUAAUGAAGUAAUGUCAAUUAGUUUUUCAUGAACUUUUAUUUAACAAUUCCACUGCAAUGAAAAUAAAAAACAAGAAUUAGCCAGAUCUGCAGGAGCCACCAGUAAAUUGAUUUAAACAUCUGAGCAAUCAAUGCAGUUUCUGUUGUUGACUGAAUACUUCUGUAAUAGCCUUGCAUUUUUUCGUGGUCAAGACAAGUUUGGAAGUUUUUGUCCUAAAAUAAUUGCCAGUGCAUUCAUCCUGAUUUUUGUUCAUAAAAAUUAGUUAUUCAUUUUACAGCAUUGAUCUUCCUGUGUGUAAAGUUUUAUUUGCUGUGUUAUUGUGAUGCAUGAAUCAUUUUAUUUAUUAUUAAUCAAUCCGUGUAAUUUUGCCACAUUAUGUUUUUAUAACUCUGAUAUUUCCUGCUUCUUCACCCAGUUUUUUGUCUUGUUAUUUUGUAAAAUAUUUGUAUUUGUUAAUGUCUCUGUAGACUAUAUUGCAUUGGUCAGUACACAUAUUUUUCUAGUAUCCCAACCUGUUUUACUAAAUAUACUAAAGUAAUAAAAGAAUUCAAAUUAGCAUAAACUUUCUGCAGAUUUAUAUUGUUAACUUUAUUUGUAAGAACUGAUAAAUCUUUUAGAUGACUAAUUUUCAUAUGUUAAAAAAACAUCAGAAUUUACUCAAAUGUAAACUUAUCUAUCCUAAUGAUCAAUUAUUAAUACUCUAAGUAAGUUAGAACAAAGAACUACUUGCCAUUCAGUUAUUUGUAUUUCAUAUCCACACUUGCUUUUAGAACAUGCUAUGUAAAUGUAUACUGUUUAGUGUAUCAAUACUUAUGUACUAAGAUAUUGGUUGUGAAUAUUUUGGCUCAUGUAAUGAGGCUGUGACCUUGUAAAUUAUAUUCAAUGUAACUUAGUGUAUUUGAUAUUUCUGGUUUUUUUAAACUGUCUUAGCACUCUUGAUAAUAUUUUUUUAAAAAUAUUUACUCUGGCACAUUAGAUGGACCAACCAUUUAUAAUUUUUGACUGAUCACUUGAAAAUUGGAGAAACUUCACAUGAGAACUUUGUUUACUAGUUUAAUUUUACAUUUUAAAAAAUAUGAAAAUGUAAUAACAUUUCAUCAAAACAGUUUCAGAAACCAAAUAAGGUAGGAUAGAUUUUAAAACUUAUUUCUCAUCUAUAAUAUAGGCCAAUUAAUUAAGGCCAAAUCUGCCUUGAUAAACCAUGACUUUGGCUCUUUUUUAAGAUUUGGUACAAAAAUGUCCAAUAUUUAACACACAAAUUUAAUAUCAAUAUACUAUUUUGCUUAAAUCAUAAUUAAGAAGAAUUGUGUACUAUUUGUAUAAUACGAUUUUCCUUUCAAUGUCAAUGUUGUCUACUAUGCUUCUUAUGUGUGUUGGCCUUAACUUUAAAUACUAGAACAAUUUAUGGCUGGAAUUGUCUGGUGUCAGGACUCAAUUUUUUAUCGUCAAAAUAAUCUUCUUUUAUAAAGGAGUUUAUCUUUAAUGUGCAAUUACUUUUCUUUUAGUUUUAGAGCAGCAGAAUUAUAAUUAACAAUUUUGUUUUUAAUUUAGAGGGACCUAGCAAUUUUACUAGAAGUUGAAUUAUCCCCCCCCCUCCACCCCUACAUCUACAUAGUAUAACUAAAUCAAAAGUAGAUUUUUGUAAGUGUAACUUUGGCUGUUGUGUGGAGUGUUUUUAGUUUGGCCGAGAGACUUUUGGUACAUUCUUGUGUUUGUUGUAUUGAUUUGUUUGGUGCUGUGACUGCACUAUGCAAGGAAGUUUGCCUUGACUGCAUCAUACAUUAUCAUAUUCAGUCAUCCAUUAGUUGCACUCAUUCAUAUAUUCAGUCAUCCGUUGGUUGCGAUCAUUCAUAUAUUCAGUCAUCCGUUGGUUGCGCCCAUUCGAGAAAUGAGAACAAUUUUCCAACUAUGAUAGUCAAUCUGAAGAUAUUAGAGGUUACAAUUCCUUCUCUCACAAACAUGUCCUGAUGGAGAAUCCCAAACCACCAGACCAAAGUUCAUAAAUGUCAAUGUGUAGAGUAAGGCUUGGUUGAAUGAAUAGAAAUCUGUGUAAAUAGUUUAACUUUUUUCUAGGUUUGAAUGCUUUAUUUAUUAUUAUUUUAAUAUCAGUAUUCUGUUCCUUAACAGCUAUUGAAUUAUUUUUUUUCAACGUGUUACUAGAAUUUAUACACAAUAAAUGUAUU